AUGCGCGUAACAACAGCCGUACUCACCCUCGCGGGCGCCGUCACCGCGUCGGUCCCAGGCUCAGUCCCAGCCUCGGCACCUGUCCUCAGUGCGCCCGUCACCUCGCCCAAUGUUUCGGCGGGAUGUCAGGCGCUGAGGGCGCCCCUUGGUGACGCGCUGUUUUUCAAGAACAGCGCUGUGUACAAAUAUGAGGCUACGAACUUUUGGUCGAAUACUGAAAUUAUGGCUCCUGGUUGUGUAUUCCGGCCGCAGAGUAGUCAGCAGCUUGCUGAAGGUAUUGGGGCGUUGGCUGGGGCUCAUGCUGAGUUUGCUGUUCGGGGUGGUGGACAUAUGGGUGUUCGGGGAUCUAACAAUAUCAAUGAUGGCGUUUUGAUUGUCAUGUCUAAUUUGACUACUUUGGCUUUGAAUGAGGAUCAGUCUGUUGUUUCUAUUGGUCCAUCGCACAGAUGGAAGGAUGUCUACAGCUACCUGCAGAAGCAUGAUUUGUCUGCUGCUGGCGGUCGUCUUGGCCCUGUUGGUGUGCCCGGAUUGUUGCUUGCUGGUGGUGUCAACUUCUACGGUAACCAGGUUGGAUUUGGCUGUGACACUGUUGUCAACUAUGAGGUUGUUCUCGCCGAUGGUUCUAUUGUCCAGGCCAACAAGACCAGCAAUCAGGAUCUUUUCUGGGCUUUGAAGGGUGGAAGCAGCAACUUUGGUAUUGUCACGCGCUUUGACCUGGCGACUAUCAAGUCCCCUAAGGUCUGGGCUGGUUCUUAUACCGUGGAGGCCAAGUACAUUGACCAGUUCCUGGCUGCCGCUGCCAAAUAUGCCUCAGACAUCUAUGAUCCCAAGACUCACAUUGUCCCGGCUCUCGUUCCCGGCGAGACUACUCUCGCCUCGGUGAUCCUGUUCUACGACAGCGACAAUACCAGCUACCCCGAGAUCUUCAAGCCAUUCACCGACAUCCCCGCUAUCAGCAGCACUCUUGACUUUAAGACGGUCUCCGAAUUCGCCACCGAGACCGGCGCCAUGGUCGUUGACGGUAUCAACGACGUAUUUGUCGCCGGCACCGUCAAGGGAACAACCUACAAGGAACUCCAUGACGGAAUCCGCAUAAUCAACCAAACCUUCUUCGCCGAGCUACCAAAGCUCUACGCCCAAAUCCCAACAGCGAACAUCUCCACUAUCCAACUAGACUGGCAACCCAUCGGUGCAGACUGGAUGCAAGCCUCCGAGGCUGCUGGCGGAAACGCCCUGGGUCUGGACUCAUCCAAGGUCUACCUCUGCUACGCCGAGGUCGUCGAGUGGAUUGGGACCGCUUAUGAUGAUAUCGUCGCCAAGUGGGUUGAGGAUACAACCUACAAGAUUAACAAUGCUACCCAGAAGGCUGGUUUGUAUGAUUCGUUCAACUAUAUGGGUGACAGUGCUGGCUUCCAGUCUAUUUUCCCCGGCUAUGGUGAGGAGAAUCAUCAGAAGCUUAUUGAUGUUGCGCAAAAGUAUGAUUCUCAUGCUGUUUUCCAGACUCUUAUGCCUGGUGGAUUUAAGGUCUACUAA
This is a messenger RNA of Penicillium antarcticum, 1533 nucleotides long. Its product is annotated as FAD-binding oxidoreductase. The record is from RefSeq and is a predicted model, not a curated record. The transcript is spliced from 5 exons. NCBI's taxonomy places the organism in Eukaryota, Fungi, Ascomycota, Eurotiomycetes, Eurotiales, Aspergillaceae. Bases 1 to 1533 code for a protein of 510 amino acids. Gene Ontology annotation, molecular function: FAD binding.